CGUUCUGCGUAAUUGCCCAUGGCAAGCUGACAUUGCUUCAAUAGCUAUCAACAUGGCCAUGUUAGGAAAGGUCUGCUCGCGCUUGUGCGUCUCGACGGGUCCCACGCAAGCGGCGACGCGCGCGUUGUUGAACGUGCAUCAUGCUUCCGCUGGUGCCAGCUACGCUCAUGGAUUGACAGCCUCGCCGCAGUGGCAAGUCGCGCUAGCGCGGCGCAUCUCGUGUUGCAGCUCGUCUGCGAAUGGGCAUGCAAGUGCACCGGAGCCGAACCGACCCUCGCAGCAAGGGGAGACAAGCUCCGUGACUGAGGACCGGGCCUCAAGCAGCAAUGGCGCCUCCUCGAGCGGGUCAGCGGGCUCGUCGAAAAGCAACGGCGACGGUGUGGUCAUCACCGUGCCCACCAUGCUCACGCUCGGCCGCGUCGCUGCGAUCCCGGUGCUCAUCGCAGCCUGGUACUGGCAGUCUCCCCACUCGGCGCUGGUGACCACGGCGGUGUUCGCCGCGGCCUCACUCACCGACUGGCUGGACGGAUACCUGGCGCGGAAGAUGAACUCCUACAGCGCCUUCGGCGCCUUCCUGGACCCUGUGGCGGACAAGCUGAUGGUGGCGGCCUGCCUCAUCCUGCUGUGCACGCGGCCGCUGGCGGCGGGGCCGGCCUGGCUGGCGGGCAACGACUGGCUGCUGCCCGUGUGCACACUGGCCAUCAUCGGGCGCGAGAUCACGAUGUCGGCGCUGCGCGAGUGGGCGGCCACCGCGGGCCCGGAGGCGCGGCAGGCGGUGGCGGUGAAUGCCUGGGGCAAGUGGAAGACGGCCAGCCAGAUGGCAUCGCUAACGCUGCUGCUGCUGGUCAAGGACGGCGGCAGCGGCGCGGCGGCGGAGGCGGCGGCGGUGGCGGGCGCGGCGCUGCUGCUGGUGGCGAGCUGGCUGACGGUGCAGAGCCUGGCCAUCUACAUGCGGGGGCUGUGGAGGUUCAUGGCCAGGAUGUGAGGGGGGGGCUGUGGAGGUGGUCAGGGCGUGAGGGGGGUUGCAAAGACGGUUGGAAAAGCGGUACAGGAUGGGGGGUGUGGUGGGGGCUGUGGUGGUGGGGGUUGUGGUGGGGGUUGUGGCUGGGGGGUGGUGCUGGGGGCUGGUGGUGGGGGCUGUGUUAGGGGUGAGCAUGGCCUUGUCACUGUGUUAAUGGGCGCUGUUGAUGUCAAGUGGGACUGUGGGAGAAUGCUGAAGCGGACCGUGGAGUGGUGGAUGAGUGCUAUGGGCCGGCGGCAGCUGCGGAAAGACGUCCUGGCAGCGGCCCAUGAACACACGCACGGACACAAGUCGCAGCCGAGUGACUGACACGCGCGAAGAGCGAUUGCGGCUGCGGGCUGCGUGUAAACACCAGCAUGUAACACCGCGACGUU
Chlamydomonas reinhardtii is the source of this 1395-nucleotide messenger RNA. RefSeq lists its product as uncharacterized. NCBI's taxonomy places the organism in Eukaryota, Viridiplantae, Chlorophyta, Chlorophyceae, Chlamydomonadales, Chlamydomonadaceae. Gene Ontology annotation, molecular function: CDP-diacylglycerol-glycerol-3-phosphate 3-phosphatidyltransferase activity. Gene Ontology annotation, cellular component: membrane. The coding region runs from base 53 to 985 and encodes 310 amino acids. The record is from RefSeq and is a predicted model, not a curated record. The transcript is spliced from 5 exons. Gene Ontology annotation, biological process: glycerophospholipid biosynthetic process.